Molecule: messenger RNA, 1722 nt
Organism: Vigna umbellata (rice bean)
Lineage: Eukaryota; Viridiplantae; Streptophyta; Magnoliopsida; Fabales; Fabaceae
Product: putative WRKY transcription factor 46
Biological process (GO): regulation of DNA-templated transcription
Cellular component (GO): nucleus
Molecular function (GO): DNA-binding transcription factor activity; transcription cis-regulatory region binding
Source: RefSeq, a predicted model, not a curated record
UUUGUUUGAGCAGUCAAAUCUACCUCUUUUUCCUUCUCCUUUCUCACCCUUAAAACCCCCCUUCCUCUCACCUUCUUUGUUAAGAAAGCCUCCUCUUUUUCCUAUUUGAUUCACACUUUCACACUCUCUAAGACCAAUCCCUUAUAUCCCCUCCACUCAGCACAACAUAACUCGCCACUUCACCAACAAUUUUUCACUCCAAUAUCCCACUUUUGUAACUUUUAUGAAUGAUCCAUUUGGCAUCCUUUUUGGAUAUAACUUCCUUCCCCUACUCAUUUUCUUUCAGAGUUUCUCUGCAAAACUUUAAUUUCUUGUUAUUGGUUCUUCUCAACAAAUGGAAGAGAGUGCGCAGUGCGAACAAGUUAGUGUCAUUGAUGAGUUGCUGCUAGGGAAGGAGCUCACAAAGAAGCUUUGUGAGCAACUAUUCUCAUCUUCCUCUUCCUCAUCAUCAUCCUCCUCCUCUUCUUGUGACACAAAUGAAGUCUUGAUUGAGAAAAUAAUUUCCACCAUGGAGAAGGCACUUGCCAAGGUGAAUUGUAUGGCUAAUGUAGGAGAAAGUAAGGCCAUGAUGGAUUCCCAUUGCUCUUUCACAAAUGGUAGUCCCAAAAGUGAGGUCGUGGAGCCUGAGGUUGAGCACAAACAUGUCUCUAAGAAAAGAAAGACCAUGCCAAGGCGGAGAGAGCAAGUGGAGGUGUGCUUGGGAACAGAAGGAAAUAAGGAAGAUGGCUAUAGCUGGAGAAAGUAUGGGCAGAAGGACAUUCUUGGAGCAAAGUUUCCAAGGGGAUAUUACAGAUGCACAUAUAGAAAUAUACAAGGAUGUCUGGCCACUAAGCAAGUGCAAAAGUCAGAUGAAGAUCCAAUGAUAUACGAGAUAACAUACAUAGGAAGACACACAUGCACCCAAGCAAGUCACUUGAAAAAGACAGCGGUGCCCCCAUCAAAAACCAAGGUGAGAAUCGAAGAAAACGAGCACCAAACCAAUGAAAAGAAUCAACCACAACAAGAGAAAAUAGAGCAACCCCCAGAGACAAUUUUCUCCUUUGGAUCACAAGGUGAAGUUAAAGUAGAGGAUUUGGACUUAGAAAUUUUCCCAUCAUUUUGCUUCUCUUCUCCAUCAGUAGGGUCUGAAAACGAGGAAAACAACAACAUCUUCCCUUACUCCAUGAUCGACAACAACUUAUUGGAAAACUUCUCUCCUUCAUUCAUGUCUACAACAACAACUUCAGAAUCAGACAUGUUCUUCAACUGGGAGAGCACUGGACUAGGCCAAAGCGUGCAUAACUCCACUUCAGAUAUCACUGAUAUAGUUUCCACACCAACUUCAGUCACCUAUUCAUCAAUAAUGGACCUUGAUAUCUUCCUUGAUAAGAACGAUUUCGACACAGAUUUUCCUAUGAACACCAGAGAACUUUGCAUUUGAUCAAUUGUCUCACAAGUUAACAGCAUAUAUAAUUUAUAUGCAGAUUAACAGCGAGCUUUGUAGAUCCUGACUACCAUCAUAACCGAGGAAGCCGGUCUUUGAAAAUCAUAGUGUCCAGAAGACAGUAAAAUUUCCCUCUCUUGCUGGUUAAGAAGAAUUUUGGUGUAAAUGUGAAAAUAGUUUGCAGGUUGUAGCUAGCUGUAGUCUUUUGUUGUUUCUCUCUUCAGUGGUAGCAUGAUCAAGUAUCUUCUUCUGGUUCAUACAGCCAAAAAUUUUUAAAUAAAUGAAUUUUUACCUCCAUA